UGCUUCUCACACUAAACCUCAGUGUGAGGGUCCCUGACUGCGUGCGGCUGAAUCUGACAGGAAGUGCAGGUCAGCUGGGCUCACUUCUCUGCCGAGGUAGAUGGCAUUGGUAUCUUGAUUGCGAUGCAGUGUGGGCUUGAGAAAAGGAGAGUCAGGGAACCUACUCAGCGCUGUGGGGCACUGCAUUUAGAACCUAUCUGUUCCUGGAAACUUUAACUGAGAUAUAUUAUCUCUAGAGAUCAACUUUGCUCCCCAGCCUCUCUGUACAUAGUCAAUCUGGUGUAUUGAAGGAUGGAAGCGGUAGCUUUAUAUUUCUUUCAAGCUUCAGAGAAUGAUGAACUCAGUUUUAAAAAAGGGGAUAUACUUAAGAUCACAAACAUGGAAGAUGACCAGAACUGGUUCAUGGCAGAGCUGAGAGGGUUAAAUGGCUUCAUUCCAAAGAAUUAUAUUAAAGUAAAACCACACCCGUGGUUUGCUGGACGCAUCUCCAGGCAUCUUGCUGAAGAGAGGUUGUCCCGGCAACGAGAAUGCGGUGUGUUCCUGGUUAGGGAGAGUGAGAGCUCCCCAGGGGAAUUCUCUGUGUCCGUCAGUUACGGAGAUCUUGUGCAGCACUUCAAGGUCAUGAACGAUGGGCAAGGCAGCUAUUUUAUCUGGGAAGAAAAGUUCCACUCCCUCAAUGAGCUGGUGGACUAUUAUCGAACUACAUCCAUCGCUAAGGGGAAGACGGUUUUCCUGAGGGAUGAAGAGCGCACGUUUGAGAAGCCAAAGCAGGCCAAGGCUCUUUUCAACUUUGCCCCACAGCACUUCUCAGAGCUGGGUUUCUACAGAGGGGACGUCAUCGAGGUCCUGGACUGCUCCGACCCCAGCCGCUGGAAAGGGAAGUGCCGUGGCAAGGUGGGGGUAUUCCCAUCCAAAUACGUCCAGCCAAUCUACCACUAACCACGUCACACUGGAACUCAAAGCACACUUCCUAGAACCAUGCAGACAAACUUCAGUACUUAAAUCCGUUGUGAAAUGUGCACAAAGCCAUUCCUGAUUCCCAAACCCUACUGAAUUUGACGUGAGAGGUUGAUGAACAUUGGUACCUUCUCUGAGCAGCGGAACAUGCAUCCAUCAACGUUAGAGGAAGCGUGUUGUACUGUGAUACAGCGAGGGUUAUCACAUCUGCUCGGCCUAGAGACUGGGAGAUCUGGGAGACACAGCUACAAUGCAUCAAACUCCUCACCUUUCAAAUAAUGAAUGAAUGUAAUAAACCUUCAUUGUUGUUUUUUUUCCUUAUGUAUAGACACUAAACAGCCCUUUCUGAACCUUAUCCAAAGAUGGUGAGACUAUGUUUUUUCAUUUGUAUUGUAAUGUGGUUUGCAAAUAAGAAUACCCCAAGCUGGGCAAUUGCCAUGGAAGCAUUAUUGCCUUGGAUAUUUUCUAUACCUGGUUUAUUAUGGGAUACACACAAAACGAGAUAUUCUAGAUAUCUUUCAAACAGUUCACUCAUAUUUGUGGUAAACAUUCUGCUGAAACACAGCUAUAUUGAGAAUGACUGAGAAAUCUAAGUUGAUACAAUACUUAGGCAUCCCACUAGCAAUUCUUAGUGUGGCUCUUCACCUGUGAAAAUGAUGAGGAAAAGGAACUGGGGCUCAAUUCAUGUAUAAAAUGGUUUACUCCAGUGCAAAGCAACAAGCCCCUGUGAAUGUUUGGAAAACUAGUAAUAAAGAACUCAAAAUAUUAAAGUCCCUUGCGGGUAUCUAUAUUUCUUCUUGCUAGUUUUGUUUUCUCCUUUUUGAACUUUGCUCUCAAGCAUUCCUGUCUUUUCCCACUUAAACCCUUAACCCUUAACCACCCUUAACCACUGUGUAGGCAAUAAACUAUAAAAUGUACAAAUAA
Messenger RNA from Polyodon spathula (Mississippi paddlefish), 1881 nucleotides. RefSeq names its product GRB2-related adapter protein-like. The transcript has 5 exons. NCBI's taxonomy places the organism in Eukaryota, Metazoa, Chordata, Actinopteri, Acipenseriformes, Polyodontidae. The record is from RefSeq and is a predicted model, not a curated record. The coding region runs from base 292 to 939 and encodes 215 amino acids. Gene Ontology annotation, molecular function: protein binding.